This is a messenger RNA of Vollenhovia emeryi, 9355 nucleotides long. RefSeq names its product protein dopey-1 homolog. Lineage: Eukaryota; Metazoa; Arthropoda; Insecta; Hymenoptera; Formicidae. Bases 460 to 7938 code for a protein of 2492 amino acids. The transcript has 25 exons. Gene Ontology annotation, biological process: Golgi to endosome transport. Gene Ontology annotation, cellular component: endosome; trans-Golgi network. The record is from RefSeq and is a predicted model, not a curated record.
GUCGCCGCUGAAUUGGCCGGUGGAGGGAGAGCGAGGCGAGAUUAACCAAGCCGUUAGCGGGGGCCGACGAUAGGUUCGGCUCGUGUAAACACAGCCGCGGGAGACGGCGGCCCCAGGCGACCAUGAACGACCCAGUCGUCGGGCUGCGCGGACGCUCGCUCGUCCGGUGAGGUAGAACGCGAGGGUAAAUUUCCGGAUCGCCGCGCGAGACCGCCGGGGCGCCCGCCGUGGAUGGUAACGCGGUGGACUUGUGAUUUCCAGGUGCCCCGCGGUACCCCGGGGCCUUAUCGGAGCGCGAUGCACCGCGCGAUAAGAGCCGCAGCGUAAUUGGGAAGCCUCGCCGUGACUCAUCUCGCCCGAGAGAUUGGAUCUGGAAUCAUGUAAAACGUGGAGGAGCAGCGUCGUCGCAGCGUAGUUGGUUCGGCCGAGAAAGAGAGCGAGAGAGAAAGAGGCGCAACAAUGGGUUCCAUCGCUCUGGAGGAGUACGAGUUGAUGAAGGACUCGAAGUAUCGGGUCUACGUGUCCGCCGUCGACAAGGCCCUGAAGAGCUUCGAGUACACGAGCGAGUGGGCGGACUUAAUCUCCGCCCUGGGCAAGCUCAACAAGGUGCUGCUGAGCCACAUGAAGUUCCCCGUCAUUCCGAGGAGGAUCAAGAUAUCCAAGAGACUGGCCCAGUGCAUGCACCCGGCGCUACCCUCCGGCGUUCACCUCAAGGCUUUAGAAACGUACGACAUCAUCUUCAAGUGUAUGGGCACCAAUAGGCUCAGCCACGAGCUCUUCAUCUACAGCGCGGGGCUGUUUCCGUUGCUGGGCCACGCCGCUAUGAACGUCAGGCCGUCACUGUUGACGGUGUACGAGACGCACUUUGUGCCGCUCGGCGAGAGGCUGAGGCCGGGACUGAGCGGCUUCCUGAGCGGCGUCCUCCUGGGCCUGGAAGACGGAUCCGAUCACUUCGACAGAACGAACUCCUUACUGGAGAAGGUGUGCGAGGGCGUGGGCGCGGAACACUUUUACGCGUGCCUCUGGGACUGCUUGGCUUCGAACUCCGGCAUUCGGCUGCCCGCGAUAUCGUUUGUCCUAGCGCAUUUCAACAAGAAACUGUCGAUGGAGGAGCAAAGAUACAUUAUGGGCACCAAUACCAAAAUUAUGAUUUCAGCCCUGUGUGCUGGAGUGCAAGACACCUCGGUGUUGGUGCAGAGAAGCGCACUGGAUUUCCUGCUGAUAGGAUUUCCUAUGCACAACAGUCAAUUGACGCACCAGGAUAUGAUAUUGUUAAUAAGAGCCGCCCUAGUUACCAUCUUGCGAAGAGACAUGAGCUUAAACAGGCGUUUGUUCGCUUGGCUGUUGGGCACCGAAGUGAGCACGUCGAUAUUAAAGAAGAAAACCCCUGCGACCGCGGACACUAAAGAGAACGUAACGUACUUCGAUAUGUAUUCGAAGGAAAUGCUAGUCGAAGCGAUAAAGUACCUGCUUAAGGAAGUGUGCGAGGAAAACUCGCAAGAUCUGAAGCCGUACAGGAUACUCGUCUCGCUGCUCGACAAGGUGGACAUUGGGCCGAUAAUUUUGGACGACAUUCUGUACGAAGUGUUCAGGACGUUUUACAACGCGUGCAAGCAGUCCGCGUCGAGUCACGCGCCGAAGGCGAAUGAAGUGGUCAAGUCCGCGAAUCUGUUAUUCUCGACCCUGGAGCCGUCGUACAUCUGGAUACAUUGCGGCCAUCUGUUCGAGAAAGCCUGCGGCACGGGAGCGAGGACGCAGGUCACGAUCGAGGACGUCGCCGUAAGACCGGUCGGCAGUGGAAUGCCGAAUCUCGUGGAAGUGUGCGUGCUAACGGAAUUCCUACUCGAGACCGUGUCGCUGGACGCGUUUAUAGACACGCCGUCCGAGCACCUCCCUGGCUUAUUUUACGAGAUAACCAGCAGGCUCUUGUACCACAGUAGCAUCCUGUCCCCGACGGAGAUCUCGAAGAGCCUGAAAUUGUGCGGCAAGAUCUUGUCGAAGGUGCAGCCGACGAUGAUAACGGCCCAUGCGGACAGGUGUGAGGUAGACGUCAAGUUGGACGCGUCGCUCAACAACAUCACGGUUCCCAGCGAUAAUUCCUUAACGGCGAUCCCUCUGGAGAAGAGUCAGUCGGAUAGUAAACUAAACAAGCCCGACGCGUCCAGCAUCCCCUUCGCGGAGAAGAGCCCGAGUACGAGGAGAAGAGCCAAUUCCGGUGGUGCCGCCAAGAGGAGCGAGAAGAAGUCGAAGAAGAAGGCGAGCAAGAGCACACCCAAGUUGAACGACACGUACACUAUACAGGCUGACGGCAGUGGCAUAUCCGUCGUAGUGAGCGAAGACACGAAACACUUGCCUAGGAAUAAAAGCAUGGACGACAUUAAAGCGAGCUGCGUCGAGACCGAUGGGAUCUCCUCGUCGAAGAAUCAAUCCUCGGACAGCCGUCUGUCCACGUUGAAGCACUUGAAGAACGUCACUCCGAUGGGGUCGACGGGAUCCUUGUGCAGGGGACCAUCUCCGGCGUUUCAGGCGCAGCACUCCAUGUUGGAAAAGUGCCUGCGGCAAUACGAGACAUUUUACGUUAAGUUAAUUAGCAACCGGAUACUCAGCAGGGAGAGAACGGUGCAGGAUAUGUUCGAUCAUUUAGUGGUGUCUUGCCCAAGAAAGAGUUUCGACGAGAGAAUGCGCCAUUUGGAAUACCUGCUGAACUCGAGAUUAAACGUAGACGACUCCGGUUUCUUUAGUCAGGACACAUCCGUGACCGAGAGUACCAAGUGCCUGGAUAUCUUUCGCCUGUUCCUCGAUACGGCGGCGCAGUCGGAGUGGAUCGAGGCCAUGAAAAUAGCGUCCAGCUUGUUCGUCGAACUGUCCACGUUUCCCAAGUACUUUUCGCCCGGCAACGACGUACUCGUGGAGGAGGAGCCCAAGUUCGAGCACGUCCUACCGGAUUGGCUGAAAGUUUUGAUAGUCUGUUCCUGCUGGUUGCAAAAACAGCCCGCGCUACAGUUAACGAGCAUCGCCACGUUACUGGACUUGGUGGCACUGUUGAAGGCGCACAACGACGUCGAGACCCAUCCGAAAAGCGGAGAGGGUAUGACGACGGUUAUCAUCGUACCCUUGUUGAAGCAGUGGCACUUGUCCUACUUGAUGCAAUACACUAAUGUGUUUCAGGUAUUGGCACAUUCCUUGUGGCAUCACUUGGGCGAGCUUCCCGCCCAUAAGUUCAGGAUGCGUUGCGUAGAACUGUUGCACGAAUUGCAUCACGCUCUAUACGAUUCCUGCGACGCGGUCGAGGACCUGGUAGGAUCCGCGCUCACCUCCGAGAAUCCCGAAAAGAGGAUCGAGGCAUUCGGUAGAUUCGCCACUCUGUGGCACUUGGGGCGAGAAAUCGAGACGAAUCCGAGGUUGCGCGGCUGCCUCCGAACUUUCGACCAAUCCCUGUUGAAAAUGCUGGACAAUCUUCAGCUUGCGGACAAUUCGCCGUUAAAGCUGCAGGCGCAGUCGUGGCUGUUACAUUCCUUGAUGCGCGGCGACAUAUCGCGCGUAAUAGAUCCCCUGCUGACAAUACUACUGGAUCCAUCCACGUGCCGUAUGAGCGUCCUUCACGUGAGCAUACAGCACAGUAAUACCGUCCUAACGAAGAACGACCCCGUGGAGGAGAAGUCGGAGGUCCAGGACGACACGGAGGGCGCGGCGAAGAUCUACGCGAUCAGCUCGGUCGACGGCAACGUGAUAUAUCACGUGAGCGACAACGUCGACGAGGACAAAAAGUGGAAGAAGGGUAAGAAGAAGAAGCAGGCGAUCAAUCCUGUCAAGAUAAAGCGGAUUUUCGCGGUGACGACAUUGGCGACCGGCGACAAUUGCAAUCACUAUGUCACGGAGAGGAAUCAGUUUAUGAAGGAACUCGAGGUACCGCCCAGUAUAUCCGGCAACAGGAAGAUCUCCGUGUUCGUGAAUCCUCUCUCGAUCAACUGCAACGAGAAUUCCAACGAUUCUUUAACGGAGGACGACUCGCUGCCUGGUAUGCGUAAGGGGAACCUGACGACCGAGCUGCUGAAGAACGCCACCCGUUUCAAGAAAAUUGACUUCGACAAAGGCUCCACUGCCAGUUUAGACGAGAGUCUUUUCGAGUCGGCCAAUUCCAGCCUGAAGGCGAAGGACAAGAGUAGCUACAAGAAGCUGAACGACGACGUCGACUCGUCAUCGGAUUCCAUAACGAACAGCUUGGACUCGAGCAGUCCCGAAGUAACCAACAAGCAGUCGAAGCAGAAGAAGGAAACUGUCAUAAUGCCGGGCAGCUCCAGGGAGGUGGCGGGCACGAUCAUGAAGGGCAGGUAUUACAGCACGAACGAGUUCAGCGCGAAUUACGAUCACGACAUCGGCAGUUUCGAGGCGAGCGCGGAGGUGCCGAGCUGGACGAUGGACGACGACGACGGCGAGCUGGACGCCAGCACCACCGCGGAGGAGUACUUUAGCAACUCCAGCGCCAGCAUAGUCGAGGAGAUUCUCAACGAGGUGCUCGAACGCGUGAUGCAGUUGUGCGACAUCGCCGAACCACCCAAGAGCGAGGAAGUGCCGCAGCACAACGCGAAAACCAAUCGAAACGUCGGCCUGGGUGUUCACAACCUUCACUCCCACAUGCUGCUCUACUGCGGGGUGUACGACUCGGCCAGGACGCUCUACGCUCUGCGCACCCUGAGGAACGAACUGUUGACGAACAUGCGAAUGUUCCUCUGCUGCGCGGCGACGACCGGCGUGACGAACGCGACGAAGAACACAGUGUUGUUGAACUUGUUGGCGAGGCAUAGGAAAAGUGUUUUCGGCCGGAACUUUCACGGUGACAUAGCUAACACGGAAUUCAUAGCGGCUUACAGGAGUAGCAUGUACCUGGAAGUGUUGAUAAGCGUAUGCCUGUACUUCGCGAGAAGCUACUACCCAAAUCUGGGGCAGAUGAGACUCACGUACGAAGAGAUCGCGGGUAAUCGUCAGGUGCAACUUGCGAGCGCGGAAUUACUGACGCUAAUAUUUUCCGAGUUAAUCCCGAUCGUCCGCGACUCUGGGAAGGGCUUCAGUUGUUACAUAGUUGAUUUGCUAACUAAAUGUAAAGUACAAAAGGUUGCUCUGCACUGUCUUGUGUCCAGUGUUAUGAGCAUGAAGAACGCCCACAAGGAGAACGAGGAUGUUUCCACGUUUACUGAAGAAAUCGUAUUGUUUAAUGAUCCGUUUAUCGACAGUGACGUUAACAAAUGUAAAUAUAGGGCGAGCGAUCACACGGAAGCGUUCCAGAUACAAUUGUUGCGAUUAUUGUUGUCGUUGAUUAUGUUGGAGCAUCAGUGCAGUAGUCAAAAAGGAGAAGAAAUUAAUCCAACGACGUCGCCCAUACCGAGUUCGCCGACACGGGCGUCAAACUUGAUCGGCAACAGUUUGAAAUACGUCUCUGGAGCUGCAAUACCGCAGCAACCGAUGUUCCUCGCUAGUAUUCUUAGCGCCCUGCAACUCGAUCACAUGAGACAUCUUCAUCAACAUUGGACCACUCUCGUUACGUCCAGUCUGCCUUUCAUGGGACCGUCUUUAACAUCCGUUGUAACAUCGGUUAUUCAUCAACUGUGCAACAAUAUUGAGCACCUAGCGUCGUAUUACAUCAGCGAGGAAGCGACGUUGACAUCAAAAUUACAGGAUAUAAGCACAGUGGAGUGCUGCUUGCCCGCAGAUUACACCGUGACGCAUUUGGAGGCUUUGACAUACUUGCUGCACUACUGUCUGUUGGACACCUCCCAGCAGAUUGGAUUCUCGUUUAAUCAGCCAUUAAGUGGCACGAUACAGACGGGAAUUCCCGGUGCUAAUCCCGGGCAGAUAUUCAACAAUCUUAUACACGUCUUUAUGCCCAGCCCACUUUCUCCGGAUUUGUGCACGGCGAAGGAUAAAACUGGCGCGAACGAGCUGCAGCAACACGCCAGAAGAACAGCAUUAAGCCAUUUGCCUAGAAUAAUAGCAUCAUUGUCUGCCCUGUGGCAAGCGGUUCUGGCAACAAAAGACAACGAACAAGCCAGUUGCGUGGUGGGUAGUCCAAGAAUAGUUAAAUAUCAAUUACUGGAACUACUGUCUCCAAUCUCUUUUCACCACGGAGCCAACUUCUUGGCUGCGGUUGCGGUUGCCUGGCACGAGAGGCGCCAGACAUCCGCUGCGUCAAAAAAGAUACUUCCAGAAGCCUGCCCUAACCAGCAAGUAAUGGUCCACCUUGUCAGUGCGAUUCGAGUUAUGCCCAUUGACACGUUGGUGCACACCGUGCACCAAGUAGUGAAAACGCCACCGCCGAUACACGGAAUCAAGCAAGAUUUCUCAUUGGAAGUCUCGGUGCUAGAAUUACUUUAUGUCUACAUGCAGAGUAACACGUCGCAGUCGCUCAUCGAGUCCUGGGCGUCGUUGCUCAGUUUAUUGAAGGACGGUCUAUCGCUAACGGCACCUGCCCAAUUUCUCUUGUUGGCUAUACUGAACGAGUAUGUACAAAAGUGCCCACCUAUGCAAGAGAAGAAAGAUAUCAAGGACUUGCAAGACGUGUCUGCGAAGUUGAUCGAAUCGUGUUCGCAAAUAGCCGGUGCCUGUUUAGAGCAAACCACAUGGCUGAGAAGAAACUUGGCCGUCCGAGAGGACGUCUUUGAGGUGGUGGAAGGCUCCUCGGAAGGUAAAGAGGGAAAGAAUGGUGCUGUAACACCCGGAACCCCGCCUAACGCGGCAUACAGCGUUCAAGCGCAAGCGGUAUUAGCGGAGAUACUCGCGCCAUUGCUGGACGUUAGUUACGGCUCGCAAGAGAAGGAGCGCGUGGUAACGCUCCUGACAAAUCUCAUGUACAACGUUACGCCUUACCUAAAGAAUCACACGAUAAAAAAUAUCGCCUCGUUCACCGCUUGCUCUCAACUAUUGGCUUCCUUAUCGGGAUAUCAGUACACGAGAAAGGCUUGGCGCAAGGACGUGUUAGAUUUGUUACUCGACUCGGCCUUCUUCCAAAUGAUACCGGCCUGCCUGCCGUAUUGGAGAACCAUAAUAGACAAUUUGAUGACGCACGACAAUACUACCUUCAGAGAUUUAAUGAAUCGCGUCUCCAUGGCUCAAGGCAGCGGAAUCAGUAUAUUUUCUUCGAAAGAGCAGGAGUACGAGCAGAAAGCGCAGCUCUUGAAACGCCUGGCGUUUGUAAUUCUCUGCAGCGAAAUGGAUCAGUAUCACAAAUAUAUGCCGGAGAUACAGGAGCGCUUAGCAGACAGUUUACGCCUACCCCAAGUGAUCCCGUCUAUUCAGGCGCAAGUGUUUCUCUGUUUUCGCGUACUGCUGUUGAGAAUGUCGCCACAACACGCGACAUCCUUGUGGCCGGUCAUAGUUAGCGAGCUCGUUCAAGUAUUCCUCUACAUCGAGCAGGAAUUGAGUACGGACAGUGAAGAGUUCAGUCGUCAUAGCAGCUCGCACAUCAAACUCUUGUCGGCUCUGGACUCGUCGUGGGCCGUCAACGCCAGCAACGGGCUUCAGGCACACGGGCAUCCUCACUGGUUGCAACUGCAGCUGGCUGCCGCCAAGCUGCUGGAUCUCGCGUUGCUGCUGCCCGCGCACAGAUUACCGCAGUUUCAGAUGUAUAAGUGGGCGUUCGUCGGAGACGCAGCGGCAAGCUGCAUGGACAACAAUAAUUUAUCCUCCGAUUUUGUGCCGCACAUCACGAGAAUAGCGAAAUUGAUGGACAGUAAGUUCAAACCCGAAGGUCCGCCGCCCAAAAGGAAUCCGGGCGAGCUUCUACUAACGUCGAAUAACGUUCGCUCUUUGCAAGAUCUGCAUCAUUUCUUCUCGAGCCUUAGCCGCGCCACAUGCGACACUUACGUGCCGAUAAAUAACACGCAACUAGAGACUGUAAUCGAGCAGGACUUCCUCGAGAAAAUGCCUGCCGUGCCAGCGAGAUAGUAAGGAUGAUAUGGUAAAGCUGUUUAAAUAAUAUUCGUUCGUCAAUCGGGAAGAAAUAUGUCGUUGAGACGCUUUAUCCUUUGAUAUAAAUAUUUAUAAAAAAUAUAUAUACACACGGUAUCAAGAAAAUUCGCCGCACUUAAGUCUAUACGUAAAUAAUACAUUGUAUAAAUGUGACACAAUUAGAAUACAGGCAUCCAGAAAACCGCUUCUGUUCUCUGCCAUCAAAUGUCUCGAGGCGUUAAAGAAUUUACUCUGCAUCAAUGAAAAGUACGAUAAACCUGAGGACAAACGAGAAACGAAUUUUAGUCGUACGAGAUAGAAGAAAGGAUUGAUAUGUCGAGAGCUAUUAAUUCCUUCGUGGACAAAUCGAUCGUGAACGAAGCGGGGAGAUUUCUUUCAUAUUUAAAAGUCGGGAAUAAAUCUGGGGCGCAUAAAAUGAACAUUUUCCGUUACUGGUUUUCACUUUAUUAAGCUUUCGACUUGUCUCCUCAUUCGGUUGUGAAUAGUUAUCAGCGUGUACAAUACGGCAAGCUAAACUCGCUCGUUGGCCUGCUGUUGUAAGAUUGUAUAGAGCGUGUACAGUGUAACAUAAUAUUUAUACGGAACAAGGUCUUCCCACACUAUUUUCCGACAUACACACACCCGCCGAUAGUUUCAUUUCUCUUUCUUUAACUUCGCAUAUUGUCGUUCAAUUUAAGUGACAGGCCGCCAGGAGGUUUCUCCACAAAUCCGAAUAGCAAACUCCACGCUGAAGUGCGGGCAAUGGAAAGACGGAUAAACGGGGAGAUAAAAGAUUCAAUUAAUGCCUCGCUUGCGAUACGAAAUGUGCGGAUGUUGAUUGUAGGACGUGGAAGUUCAUGAGGUUUCGCAGUGAGACUCCGAGCGGGCGGAAUAACGACACGGUAGGACGGACCAGUUAUGUUUUCGAUUAUGUACGCGCUAUCGAAGCAACCCGCUCGCUUUUGUACUCUUCGGACUACCCGAUCGGAAUGGCACACCGCGAGGACUAGACUGAACUUCCACCUUAGUUGUCUAACAUACAGUUAUCGUUAUUGCCGAACGAUUCUUUAUUUUAACAAACGGACUUUGCUAUGUGAACCGAUAAAUCGAUAUUACAUAAUGCAGUAUAAUCUUUACACGCCGUAUAAAUAACACGUGCUUGAAAUAAGACGUUAUAUUUUUAUGAGAAAUUAGUUUAACAUACGAAAGAAAAUACCAAGAAUAUCUACUUUAAUCCGCACGGGGCACGCCCGUGCAAGCUUCUGCACACAAUUAGGAAGUAAGUAAAAACUCGAAGAUAAUAUUUGGGGUAUGUAACGAAAAAAUAUACGUUGUCUACUUUGCUCAAUAAAAGUUUUAAAGUUGUACCAGGCGUCCGUUAGGACGCACAUUGCUACUACCUUUUGCAAAUGAA